CUAAUUAGCAUUCAAAACAUUUACAAUCCGAAAAUAAAAUAAAAAUAAACUAUCGUAAUCCACUAAUAUCAACGUAUGAGUAUCGCAUGAUACGUUUACGACCCGUAUAUUCACAUACUACGACCUUAGUUUAUUUAAUGAUGGAGUUACAUAUAUCACCAUCAAUUGUUAUAUAAACCUACACACAUUAUAUUAAUUAUAUCAUCCCAUUAUCAACUUGUUCCUCAUUCCCCGCAAAUCAAGCAUAGAAAGAGACUCUUGGAUCAUCCAAGUAUCUGAUUCUCAAACCCUAAAAGAUAAUUAUGUCAAUGAAAGGGAUCUCAUCAGCAGAGCCAGAUAAGCUUCCCAGGAGAAUAUCUUUGACCCACAAGCGCAAUUCUGGCGAGCUUGACGUGUUCGAAGCCGCUGUGUACUUCUCCGGCUACAACGAAGCCUCCUCCGGCGACCAUAGAAACACACAAAAGUAUGGCUAUAACGCGGCAAGAGAGGAGAAUCGUAGGAAAUGGGGAAUAUUAGGAGGAGGAAGAAGAAUCAGCUUAGAUUUGCCGAUCAGAUGUUCUGAACAGGUUCACCAUCUUCACCAAGAUCAUCAUGAAGUUACAACAAUCAAGGAGAGACUUAGUAACGUGAGACACAAGCAACCUAGCUCACCAGGUGGUAAAAUCGCGAGCUUCUUGAACUCUCUGUUCCAUCAAUCAGGCUCAAAGAAAAACAAGCCCAAGUCAAAUUCGAAGGCAACAGAUCCCGAAGUGGAAGAGGAGGUCACCGGAGCAGGAUGGAUGAAGAGGAGGAGAAGAAGCAGUAUAAGCCAUUUCUUGAGCUCAAGCAGAUCUAAUUCAACCACCACUACGACAUCAUCAUCAUCAAAAUCUUUACUGUCGUCAUCAAGCUCAGGUUUCAGAACUCCUCCUCCUUAUUUGAACACCCCCACCAAGAACUACAAGCAGUUCUUGAAUUACACUUCUGCUACCAAACAAGAGGCAGAAGAGGAAAAGAAGACCCACAAAGACUACUCGUGGCUGGACAAGAAACUCAAGGUGAUGGAGAGCCUCUCGGAGAAUCAGAGCAACUGGGCUGAUGAUGAAGAUGAUGAUCAGAGAAUAAAGAGAGAGGGAUAUGAUGAUGGAAUGGAGAGUGAUUCAAGUUCUGAUCUCUUCGAAUUGCAAAACUACGAGUUGUCUCGUGGAGGCUUGCCAGUAUACGAGACUACCAAUGUAGCUAAUAUCAACAACGCUCAUAUAUAAUCCAAACUCUCUUGAGCGUCAUCAACUCCAUCAGAUCUUGGUUAGAACACCCAUAAAACAAAUUGUUUUUUUUUUUCGAUUUGUUCUUGUCUGAUUGCUUCAGUUAUAUAUAUGUAAUUCAUUUGGAUUUCUUGGGUUUGAUUUUGGAUGCUUUAAUAGUAUUUUUUUGUUUAUUUGGGAUUUGAGGGUAGAUCGACUUGAUAAAAUACCUAGUUUUUUCUUGUCUAUCACAUGGAUGUUUGUUUCCAUAUCUUUACGUUUUUUUCCCUGUAAAAUAAAUUUUGUACAAUAUUGUUAAUAUGUUAAUUAUCA
This is a messenger RNA of Camelina sativa (false flax), 1556 nucleotides long. Lineage: Eukaryota; Viridiplantae; Streptophyta; Magnoliopsida; Brassicales; Brassicaceae. The record is from RefSeq and is a predicted model, not a curated record.